GCAGGCUCUAGCCCUUCCUCGCGUGGCCCCGCCCCCGCCCUCGCCCCCUGCCCAGGCCCGGCCCCUGCGGAGCCCAGAGGCGCGCGGACGCAGCUCGAGGCGUCUACGGAACCUCAGCCUACGACCUGCCCCUCUGGGAGGUGCGGGCCGCGGCCAGGCUCUGACCUCAACCUGGCACAGAGGCCCCGGCCCUCAGGCAAGAUUGUCCGGGUCAGCAAGACAGGAACCCAGGAUCCCAGAGUUGAAUACACUGGGCUUAACCCGUCCCACCGGGAGGCCCAUGAUGGGCUGCUGCAGUGGACGUGGAGACUCAGCACUCCUGGGACUAAUGCUGCGUGGAUGUCGGGUUGCAAGGUGGCUGCUGCAGCUCCAGCCAUCACGUCAAGGCUAGAAGAAGGAGGUGGCUGCUGCUUCUUUCACAGAAGCAAAAGCUUCCCCAUCCCCUGCUGCACCCUGGCUCCUGGCCCACAGCUGGGUGACUUGGGAAAGCAGGGGUGGUGGUAUUAAGCUUGCCUUACCCCGGUCAUGGCUGUUAACGGGCUGGCACAUUGCUGCUGGGACCAGACUGGAAUUCUGCACACCAGGGGAGUGGCUCUUGUGUCUUUAGACCUCUGUGCCGAUGACCUGGGAGGAAGGUCAGCCUUCCUUGCUGGAGGGGGCCCAGCAAAGCCUCAGCCCCUAGAAGUGAGGGGCCUGCCACUGCCUGCCCAAGGACCCCACUCCUGGGGGCCAGAUGCUGAGAAGAGACACUGGGGGCCUAGCAGACCGGAGAGCUAACCCCAGUCCCACAGCCUGGUGAAGUCACAGCCUUGCCACCUGUCUUGAUCUCACCACUGUGAAGGCCCCACCUCUCCUGCUGUAGCCCCACAGCAUGCAGCCCCAGGAGAGCCACGUCCACUAUAGUAGGUGGGAGGACGGCAGCAGGGAUGGAGUCAGCCUAGGGGCUGUGUCCAGCACAGAAGAGGCCUCAUGCUGCCGCAGGAUCUCCCGGAAGCUGUGCACGGGCAAGCUGGGCAUCGCCAUGAAGGUGCUGGGCGGCGUGGCCCUCUUCUGGAUCAUCUUCAUCCUGGGCUACCUCACUGGCUACUAUGUGCACAAGUGCAAAUAAAUGGUGCCCCGCGUGCAUGCUGGGGGCUGGCUGCACAUGUGAGAGCACAGGCCUGGAGAGA
This is a messenger RNA of Cercocebus atys (sooty mangabey), 1169 nucleotides long. RefSeq names its product small integral membrane protein 1 (Vel blood group) (gene SMIM1). Bases 872 to 1108 code for a protein of 78 amino acids. The record is from RefSeq and is a predicted model, not a curated record. NCBI's taxonomy places the organism in Eukaryota, Metazoa, Chordata, Mammalia, Primates, Cercopithecidae. The transcript has 6 exons.